AUCCCAGCUAAGGAUCCCCCUCCCUGCUUCCCCAAUCCACUCUCACACUCUCACUCUGUAGUCUGUACAGUCUGAAACGGGCGAAAGGGGAGAACUCGUCGCCUCAACCUUUUCCCUUUCACCGCACGGUCGCCGGUUCGUCCUGCGCCUUCACUGCUGUCCAGUCGUCUGUGCCUCUGUCCGCGUCUGUCGUCUCCGUUCGCAUCGCGUCGUCCCUGCGCCUUCAUUGCGUCCGGCAGCUCCUGCGCCUUCACUGCGUCACCUCGCCUUCCCUGUUUCAAUCCUCUCAUUCUUUGUAGUUUGAGCGAAGCCGUCAAAAACCGCGAAACACAACACCCUGAGAUCUGCAACAGCUUCAAUCUCUCUCUCACUCUCGGCUCAGAUCUCACGCCGAUCUUCCUCAGCUUCCGUCCCUGAGAUGCAAAUUUGGGACUUUUCAGGGCAAACAACCCAGUUAUUCAUCAAUGACAAAAUGACAAAUGAUUCUCUUUGUCAACUUGGAAAGGAGGUAGAUGUUGAUUUGGUUAUGUAUAAUUCUCUUUGACAAAUGACAAAAUGACAAAUAAAGUUUUUGCUUGCUCAAGUAAUCAAUAAAAUUAUUUUGUUAAAAAGAAUGUUAUAAAGUUAGAAUUAUUCUUUUUUAGAGAAAAAGACAAAUAAGUCCAUGACUUUUUAAUUUAAAGACAACAUAAGUCUUUCACUAAUUAAAAAUAUAAAAACGUCCUUCACCUUCUAAAAUGCGAGACAUUUAAGUUCCUCCGUCCAAAAUAUAUAAGGACAAAUAGGUCCCUUGGAGGGACUUAAAUGGCUCGCUUUGUAGAAAAUAAGGGACAUUUUUGUAAUUUUAAUUAGUUGAGGACUGAUGUGUUUUCUUUUUUUUUUUUUUUGAAACAAAUGUAAACGUCGAUUUGAUGUGUAGAUUACAAGUUGGUUCAUGUAAUUUUUUUUUUCAAAUAUCUUCUCUGAAACUCAUUUUGCCCUCCUCAAAUAACUCAUUUGUGAGACCAUUCAUAUAGUGAGAGCACAAGCAGCAAUGAUCUGUAAUGGGUUAUACUAAUGUACGCAUUCAAACCAAAGAUUCCCUACUCGUUGCUGCUGAAGUUCACUGCCUAUAGAACAGUCAAAAUCCGGUGGCUGAUACUGUUACCACCACCACCACCACCACCUUCAGCCACCGACACCCACUCAUUCAAUGGCCACAUCAACUACCUUUCCUCCCAAGGUUCCGACCACCAAAUCCUCCUCACCUAUGCCUCUAUGCUCCAUUCCCAAGUUCCUUCUGAUCCCUUCACCUUCCCCGCUCUCCUCAAAGCAUGUUCAUCCCUCAACCUCUUUUCCCUUGGCCUCCUCCUCCACCAACGCAUCGUUCUUCUUGGCUUUUCCCGUGAUUCUUACAUAGCUUCUUCUUUGAUUACUUUCUAUGUCAAAUUCGGGUUCCCUGAUGUUGCUCGCAAAGUGUUCGACUUUAUGCCUCAGAGAAACGUUGUCCCUUGGACUACCAUUAUUGGCUGCUAUUCCCAUGGUGGUCGUGUUCUUGAGGCUUUUUCCUUGUUUGGUGAGAUGUGUUGCCAAGAAAUUCGGCCCACUAGUGUUACAUUGCUAAGCUUGCUAUCUGGAAUUUCAGAAAUUGCUCAAGUGCAGUGUUUGCAUGGCUGUGCGGUUUCACAUGGGUUUAUGGUUGAUAUGACCUUGUCAAAUUCUCUAUUGAAUGUGUAUGGGAAAUGUGGAAGCAUUGAGGAUUCUAGGAAGUUGUUUGAUUACAUGGAGCAAAGAGAUUUAGUUUCUUGGAAUUCGUUGAUAUCAGCCUAUGCCCAGAUUGGGGAUCUGACUGAGGUUCUGCUGCUUUUUAAGACAAUGAGGGUGGAAGGGUUAGCGCCUGAUCGGCAGACUUUUGGGUCAGUGCUAUCUGUGGUCGCAUCAAGGGGGGAGUUGAAAUUAGGAAUGCUAGUUCAUGGCCAGAUUUUGAGAGGUGGUUUUCACUUGGAUGCACAUAUUGAAACAUCAUUGAUUGUAGCGUACUUGAAAGGUGGGAACGUUGACACUGCUUUCAGAAUGUUUGAGAGGAGUUUGGAUAGGGAUGUAGUUUUGUGGACAGCCAUGAUAUCAGGCCUUGUGCAGAAUGAUUCUGCUAAUAAGGCACUGUGUGUGUUCCGCCAAAUGUUGAAUCUUGGAGUGAAGGCAUCUAGUGCUACUAUGGCCAGUGUAAUUACAGCAUGUGGUCAACUUGGGUCUAUUCAUUUGGGGGCAUCCGUUCAUGGUUACAUAAUGAGGCAAGAAUUGUCAUUGGAUAGUGCCGCUCAAAACUCUCUUGUUACCAUGUAUGCAAAGUGUGAUCACUUGGACCAGAGUUCAAUUAUAUUUGAUAGGAUGAGCAAAAGAGAUUUGGUUUCUUGGAACGCAAUAGUUAGUGGAUAUGCACAAAAUGGCUAUGUAUGUAAGGCAUUGUUGCUUUUCAAUGAAAUGAGGAGUGAUCAUCAAAAUCCUGAUUCAAUAACCAUUGUCUCCCUCCUCCAAGGCUGCGCGUCAACUGGACAACUUCACUUGGGAAGAUGGAUACACAGCUAUGUUGUAAGAAACAUCCUUCAGUCGUGCAUCUUAGUGGACACUUCUUUGGUAGACAUGUACUGGAAAUGUGGCGAUUUGGAUGCCGCCCAAAGGUGUUUCAACCGGAUGCCAUAUCAGGACUUGGUGUCAUGGAGUGCAAUAAUUGCAGGGUACGGCUAUCAUGGCAAAGGAGAAAUUGCAUUUAGGUUAUACUCAGAGUUCCUGAAAACUGGGAUUAAACCAAACCAUGUGAUUUUCUUGUCGGUUCUAUCUUGUUGUAGUCAUAAUAGACUUGUAGACCAAGGAUUGAGCAUAUACAAAUCGAUGAGUAGAGAUUUUGGAAUUGCACCCAAUCUUGAACACCAUGCUUGUGUGAUUGAUCUCCUCAGUCGAGCAGGGAGGGUCGAGGAGGCGUAUAACCUGUACCGAAAAGUAUUCUUAGGGCCUCAUCUAGACGUUUUAGGCAUAAUCCUUGAUGCAUGUCGAGCACAUGGUAAUAAGGAACUUGGUGAUGCAAUUGCCAAUGACAUUCUCAUGCUGAGGCCUACGAAUGCAGGGCAUUAUGUACAACUUGCACAUUGCUAUGCUUGGAUAAACAAGUGGGAAGAAGUGGGUGAGGUAUGGAAUCAUAUGAGAUCUCUUGGAUUGAGGAAAAUUCCUGGCUGGAGUUUCAUUGACAUACAUGGGGCCAUAACUACAUUUUUCACAGAUCACAACUCACACCCCCAAUUUCAAGAAAUAGUGUUUACACUAAAAAUUUUGAGGAAGCAAAUGAUCAAAAUGGAGGAACGUUCAUUGUGUAUAUAAUACUAACAUUGUCUAAAAUGAACAAACGAAAGAGAAAGAAAGGAUGAACAGGAGCAACAGUGAGUGUUCAUGGUGUUGAUGUCGACAGUUGGAUUCUGUCUCAUUGGUUACAUUGGCGGCAGACCACUCUAUUGGCAUCUCAACAAGUCCCUCUCCGCCGUCUCUUCUUGCCCCCCUUGCCACUGCGAUUGCUCUUUUGAACCUCUUCUUUCUCUCCCUGACGGAUUGAAUAACUCCAUUUUAGGUCAGUUCUUCUCUCUCUAUUACUACUACUUAUAGAAAAAGCUGCAGCUAUCAGAUAACAAUGCCAUACAAAGUCACUUAUGCAAUGUGAUACACACCAUGAUCAUAGUUAAACAACAUGCAAAUAUAUAGCUGUUAUUAAUCACACUAAGUAGAUACGUAAUUAUUGUUCACCUAUUACACUAAGUAGAUACGUAAUUAUUGUUCACCUGUUCAACUUUCUCUUGAAUCAAUGACUUUUUCUUCAA
This is a messenger RNA of Arachis ipaensis, 3842 nucleotides long. Lineage: Eukaryota; Viridiplantae; Streptophyta; Magnoliopsida; Fabales; Fabaceae. The record is from RefSeq and is a predicted model, not a curated record.